GGCGCCACCGGCGGUAUCGACCGCGUGAUUCAGCGCCCUGUCCCGCUACUAUCGAGCCUCAAUUUCAUCGAUAUUUGGACAUGUCCCGUUUUGCCACCGAGUUUCCUUUCUGUGAAUCACUCGGGAUAUAGUUGCGGUUUCAGUCGUGUAGCGAUGGCUCACACGCUUAACAUGUGCCUCCGAAGACGGGACUUUGACAAAAUUUCGCGAUCAAUUGCCAUUUGAAAAAAUAGCUCAGUUUUAGUUGUUAUAUUUUAUUUAGUUGUAAGUGGUUCGCGAAGAAUUUUAAGUGUUGUUUAAUUUAUAAACAUGGAUUUGUAUUUGUUUUUAUUGGCGUUCACGCUGUUUUGGGAAAUGUCAACGUGCAUACAGUGCUUUGCGUGCGAGGCGCAGCGGUCUGACACUAACAAGCUGCCUCUCUGCGAAGGCUUCGACUACAGCGCGCAAUUUAUUGCCGACUGUCCCAAGUCCACCGGCUGCGUCAAGAAGGAGACUCGGCUCAUCAGCUUAGGAGUGACAACCAGUACCGUAGAACGCGGCUGCGCGGCACAGACUAUGGAUGGUUAUCAGGAGAAGAUCAACGGCCAUUGGACACACGUCACCAAGAUACACGAGGUUUACGAAGAGGAAUGCAAAGAGGACUCCAAGGAGUUCGGCAAGUCAACGCAAGCUACUCACUGCUUCUGUCGAGGGGACCUUUGUAAUAAAAGUGAAAUCAUGCGGAGUGGCCUGGCUUUAGUGGCCGCUUUAGUCCUGCUAUUGGUGACGUCGUAGUAGGUUUAUGACUAGGAUUGUUAGGAGAAAUUACUUCAAACUAAAGGCGAUAGUAAGCCGUUCAUUUGAAUAAAGAAUAGAACUAAGUAUGUAAAAUUUAUUCGUAGACGGAAAUGACAAAAGGAAAAUGCUUUGGAACUAAAACUUACUGACUAUACAAUAGACUACACUCAUUUAACACAAAACUUUAUUGAUCUGUUUCUAAAGAAUCUUUCUCAAUAUACAAUUAUUUUCAUUUGUCGGUAUGAAAAUGCAUGAUAGAAUUUUGCUGCAAUACUUUCAUUCCAUUUUGUUUUAAUUUGGAUGAGUCAUCAAAAGUAAAAGCAAAAAUGAACCGCAUAAUAAUGCCUUUAGGCAAGGAAGUUUCAUCAAUUUCACUGCCGUUUUUAUUAAAAACAGAAAGAUACGUCAAUGCGAAUCGUAUUUAUUAGUCAAUAGUUAGGGAGAACAACGGUUUGAUUUGUAAUUAAUGUAUUAUAUUUUUAGGGAACCACGAUGGACUUCAGUCAUUGAAGCUCUUAGAAAUAUCGUAUAUUUUGAGUAAUUGAAAUCACUUGAAACUAAUUCAAAUUAAUUAAUUUGCUUGAUUGAAAUUAAUUCGUAAUAAAGACGCGUGAUUAUUGAUUCCAUUAAUUAAAGGUGCGUUCGUCGACCUAACUAAAUACAUACUUCAAUUUACAAAUGCUAUUUACAUACAAUAGACCGCAAAAUGUAAAACAUUUUUUUAAAGUUUUAUCAAAAAUAUUUUAUUACGAGACGCAUUAUUCUUUGACAAUACGCAGAAAAAAUAUAUUUGAAUUGAAUUUAUAGUAUAAAAAUAGAUGUGGAAAUAUGUGACACAUUUUCAGCAAGAUAGUGAUAAUUGAAUACUCGUUCCGUAGCGAUAACAUUCGCUUUGUUACGCCUACUACGUUACAUUGUUAAAUAAAAAUAAAAUGUACUUAUUAGAUGCUUAAUUUUAGCUUGAAUUCUUCAUAUAUUUGUGUUUAAAUUUUUCAAGUCAUAUUUUAUAGUAAUUAAUUAUAUUUUAUAAAUAGGCUUUUAAGGCGAUAAGUUUGCUAAAAUGUGAUAUACUUAUAGUCUAUUGCCAUGUAGUAAGUUAUGCGUAGAUUUUAAUAUAUAAGUAGUAAAUGCUUAGAAUUCCAAAGAGGAUAGUAAGGGAGCUUUUACUUGGUGCUUUCAAUAUUCCAUUAUGUUAGGCUUCGAGUCACAAAUGGAAUAUACCUUCAGGGGGAACUAUAAGUUUCCUUUUUUUAAGUAAUGCUUAGUACUUAAGUAGGUGUACUAUAAUGUUAGUAAACCAUUAGCUAGUCUAAUUUUAUUACCAAACUAUCUUCCAAAACUUAAAUUUUGUAUGUUAUAAUAUAUUAUAUUACCUGUAUUAAGUCAAUCAUUCCCGCUUAUUGAAUUAAAAAGUGUCUUCAUAAAUAACAG
Pectinophora gossypiella (pink bollworm) is the source of this 2208-nucleotide messenger RNA. RefSeq lists its product as uncharacterized. Lineage: Eukaryota; Metazoa; Arthropoda; Insecta; Lepidoptera; Gelechiidae. Gene Ontology annotation, biological process: positive regulation of voltage-gated potassium channel activity; sleep; regulation of synaptic transmission, cholinergic. The record is from RefSeq and is a predicted model, not a curated record. The coding region runs from base 310 to 774 and encodes 154 amino acids. The transcript has 3 exons.